AUGGCGGACGUUGGACCUCGAGAUGGGGUCAGCCCUACUGUGGAGACAGUGUCUCCAGUCAAUGUUGACGUGAAGGGUGUGAACGUGGAAAAGAUUAUGGAUAGCUCAUCCGGAUCCGAUGCCGAGCAUGGUCACAUUGAACGAGUAAACCUGAACAACAACGCCUCUGCAAGAAUCAAGAACCCUCUAGCAGACCUCACCCCACAGGAAGUCCUCCGCGAUGUGAGUGAGUUUGCUCAAACACAUGAAUUAACUGAUAUUCUUCCGGUACUCGAAAAGGGUGCUCUUGUCGCCCGUGACCCAGCCAAUUUUGAUACUGUUGAAGGCUUGACCGAGCUGGAGGCUGAGGCCAUUCGAAAUGAAGUGCUUCACAAGUGGAAGCAGCCAAUUGCUCUUUAUUUCACUAUCAUUCUGUGUUCUAUUGGAGCUGCUGUUCAAGGUUGGGACCAGGAAGGUUCCAAUGGAGCAAAUUUGUCGUUUCCAGUUGCCCUUGGUAUUCCAGAAUCGGGACCGAACGCCUCUCGUAACGAGUGGCUUAUCGGUGUUGUUAACUCUGCUCCAUAUAUUGGCGCAGCAGUAAUCGGCUGUUGGUGUUCGGAUCCAUUGAACCGUCUCAUUGCCCGACGCGGAACUAUCUUUGUUUCCGCCGUCUUUUGUGUCCUCUCUCCCAUUGGUGGUGCUGUAGCUCAGACUUGGCCUCAACUUUUCAUCACUCGUAUCCUUCUGGGAAUCGGCAUGGGCUUGAAAGCUUCAACAAUCCCUAUCUUCUGCGCAGAGAAUGCUCCAGCGACUAUUCGAGGUGGUCUUGUCAUGUGCUGGCAAUUGUGGACUGCUUUUGGAAUUUUCCUUGGCUGCAGUGCAAACUUGGCAGUGAUGAACACAGGGGAUAUCUCGUGGCGACUGCAGCUAGGAUCAGCUUUCAUCCCCGCUGUUCCCCUGCUUUUUGGUGUAUACUUUUGCCCCGAGUCUCCUCGCUGGUAUAUUAGGAAAGGUCAGAUGCGCAACGCAUAUCAAUCUCUUCUGCGUCUUCGCAAUGCGGAAAUUCAAGCUGCCCGUGAUCUCUACUACAUCCAUGCUCAAAUUCAGGUCGAGAAUGAGAUUAUUGGCACUAGCAACUACAUUACUCGUGCCAUUGAACUGUUCACCAUUCCUCGUGUCCGCCGGGCAACUUUAGCCUCGUUCGUGGUCAUGGUUGCCCAACAGAUGUGCGGUAUCAAUAUUGUCAGCUUUUACUCAUCUACCAUUUUUACCAACGCCGGUGCCACGGCUGAAGGUGCCAACUGGGCUUCCUGGGGUUUCGGCCUGGUUAAUUUCGUGUUUGCAUUCCCCGCCAUUUUCACCAUUGAUACCUACGGACGACGUGCACUGCUUCUUUUCACCUUCCCCAAUAUGACAUGGACCCUUCUUACAGCCGGUCUGUGCUUCCUGCUUCCGGACGGCACUACCAAACAAUUGGCCUGCGUCGCUCUGUUCGUGUACCUGUUCGCCGCUUUCUACUCCCCCGGCGAAGGCCCAGUGCCAUUCACAUAUUCAGCGGAAGUCUUCCCGCUUUCACAUCGUGAGGUCGGCAUGUCGUGGGCUGUAGCCACCUGUCUGGGAUGGGCGGCCGUUUUAUCCAUCACUUUUCCCCGCAUGCUUAAGGCGAUGACUCCAGCCGGAGCUUUCGGUUUCUACGCUGGACUCAACGUCACUGCUCUAGUGAUGAUAUUCCUGUGGAUGCCCGAGACCAAGCAGCGCACUCUCGAAGAGUUGGAUUACAUCUUUGCCGUUCCAACUCGUCGCCACAUGCGUUACCAGGUGGGCACUGCUCUCCCAUACUGGAUCAAGCGUUACAUCUUCCGCCGCAAUGUGACUCUCAAACCCCUGUAUCACUUUGACCACAUUGCCACCGAUGAGGCUAUUGUGAAAAGCUCGGCUAAAUGA
Talaromyces atroroseus is the source of this 1923-nucleotide messenger RNA. RefSeq lists its product as hypothetical. Gene Ontology annotation, biological process: transmembrane transport. The record is from RefSeq and is a predicted model, not a curated record. NCBI's taxonomy places the organism in Eukaryota, Fungi, Ascomycota, Eurotiomycetes, Eurotiales, Trichocomaceae. The coding region runs from base 1 to 1923 and encodes 640 amino acids. Gene Ontology annotation, cellular component: membrane. The transcript has 5 exons. Gene Ontology annotation, molecular function: myo-inositol:proton symporter activity.